Molecule: messenger RNA, 2706 nt
Organism: Drechmeria coniospora
Lineage: Eukaryota; Fungi; Ascomycota; Sordariomycetes; Hypocreales; Ophiocordycipitaceae
Product: glycosyltransferase family 2 protein
Exons: 3
Coding region: 1-2706 (901 amino acids)
Cellular component (GO): cell septum; cell periphery
Molecular function (GO): chitin synthase activity
Source: RefSeq, a predicted model, not a curated record
AUGGAUCCCCAUCGGGGCGCCCAGUACCCCGGUGGCUCCCAGGGCCACCCUCCGCAGCAGGGCUACCAGCUCGAGGACAACCCCGGGCAGUACGGCCAGCAGCAGCACCUCGCGAGUGAUCCAAACGGCCAGCACCAGCGGUUUGGCACGCCCAGCGACCACCUGAACCUCAACGCGGCGCACUCGAUCGAGACCAUGUCCUACGGCGGCCACGGCUACGGCCACGGCGACGCCUCGGUCAACCCCGAGAUGGCGCACGAUCAGUACGGCGGCAGGCAUCCGUCGUACCCCAACCACGCGCCCAACGAGGACCCGACCUACUUUGACCAGCACGGCCAGGAUCCGAACGGCUACGACGUCGACGACCAGCGGCCGAUGCUCGACCAGCAUCCGUCGGGCUACGAUGAGUCCUUCCAGGACCAGCAGCAGCAGCCGCAGCAGCCGCCCCCCGGCCCCGGCCUCCAGCGGUGGAAGACGGUCAAGCAGGUGCUGCUCUACCGCGGCAACCUCGUCCUCGACUGCCCCGUCCCGCCCGUCAUGCUGCAGCAGAACCCGCACGGCGAGCGCGACGAGUUCACCCACAUGCGCUACACGGCCGCCACCUGCGACCCGUCCGACUUUUACAACGAAAACUUCACCCUCCGCCAGAAGCUCUUCAGCAAGUCGCGCCACACGGAGCUCUUCAUCGUCGUCACCAUGUACAACGAGGACGACGUCCUCUUCGCCCGCACCCUCAUCGGCGUCUUCAAGAACAUCGAGUACAUGUGCAACCGGCCCAACAGCAAGACGUGGGGCAAGGACGCCUGGAAGAAGAUUGUCGUCUGCGUCGUCAGCGACGGCCGCGCCAAGAUCAACCCCCGCACCAAGGCCGUCCUCUCCGGCAUGGGCGUCUACCAGGAGGGCAUCGCGAAGCAGCAGGUCAACAACAAGGACGUGACGGCCCACAUCUACGAGUACACGACGCAGACGCACCUGACGCUCAAGAACGACAUCGUCGGCCUCGUCCACCGCCGCCAGCCGGUGCAGAUGGUCUUUUGCCUCAAGGAGAAGAACCAGAAGAAGAUCAACUCGCACCGCUGGUUCUUCCAGGCCUUUGGCCGCGUCCUCGACCCCAACAUCUGCGUCCUCCUCGACGCCGGCACCCGGCCCGGCGGCAGCUCCAUCUAUCAUCUGUGGAAGGCCUUCGACCUCGAGCCCAUGUGCGGCGGCGCCUGCGGCGAGAUCAAGGCCAUGCUCGGCCGCGGCGGCAAGAACCUGCUGAACCCGCUCGUGGCGACGCAAAACUUCGAGUACAAGAUGAGCAACAUCCUCGACAAGCCGCUCGAGUCGGCCUUUGGCUUCAUCUCGGUCCUUCCCGGCGCCUUCUCGGCCUACCGCUACGUGGCCCUGCAAAACGACAAGAACGGCAAGGGGCCGCUCGAAAAGUACUUUCUCGGCGAGACGCUGCACGGCGGCAGCACCGCUGGCCUGUUCGAGUCCAACAUGUACCUCGCCGAGGACCGCAUCCUCUGCUUCGAGCUCGUCACCAAGCGCAACUGCCACUGGCUGCUGCAGUACGUCAAGUCGGCCAACGGCGAGACGGACGUGCCGGACACGGUGACGGAGCUCGUUCUGCAGCGGCGCCGCUGGCUCAACGGCUCCUUCUUCGCCGCCAUCUACGCCAUCGCCCACUUUCACGAGUUCUUCCGCUCCGACCACUCCGUCUUCCGCAAGCUCGCCUUCUUCGUCGAGUUCGUCUUCAACACGGUCAACAUGAUCUUUGCCUGGUUCGCCAUCGGAAACUUCUUCCUCGUCUUCAAGAUCCUCACCACGAGCCUCGGCAACGAGGACCUGCUCGGCAACGUCGGCAAGAUCCUCGGCGUCGUCUUCACCUGGCUCUACGGUGUCUGCCUCAUCACCUGCUUCGUCCUGGCCAUGGGCAACCGGCCGGCCGGUUCGGGCAAGCUCUACUCGGCCAUGGUCUGGUUCUGGGCCAUCAUCAUGAUAUACCUCUUGUUCGCGGCCGUCUUCAUCGCCGUCAAGGCCAUCAUCGCCGACGUCAACGACGCCGACGGCUUCUCCAUCAGCCAGCUCUUUACGAAUCCCGUCUUCUACACGCUCAUCAUCUCGGUCAUGUCGACGUUUGGCAUAUGGACCAUCGCCUCGCUGCUCAUGUUCGACCCGUGGCACAUGAUCACCUCGUUCGUCCAGUACAUGCUCCUGUCGCCGACGUACACCAACGUGCUCAACGUAUACGCCUUCUGCAACACGCACGACGUCUCGUGGGGCACCAAGGGCGACGACCAGGUCGACAAGCUGCCCUCGGUCAACACAAAGGACGGGCAGGGCAAGACGGACCUGCCGGACGAGGGCGACCUCAACGCGCAGUACCAGCGCGAGGUGGCCGUCUUCAGCACCAAGUUCAAGGCGGUCAAGACGACGCCGUCGCCGGCGCAGCUGCAGGAGAAGCAGAUGGACUACUACCGAGGUGUCCGGACGGGCGUCGUGCUCAUCUGGAUGAUCACCAACUUUGCCCUCGCCGCCGUCGUGCUGAGCACGGCAGGCCUGGAGAAGAUCACGCCGUCGAGCGGGAACCAGGAGAAGGACCAGCUCGACCGUUCCAACAUUUACCUCACCAUCGUGCUCUGGAGCGUCGCCGUCCUCAGUGGUUUCAAGUUCCUCGGGGCCGUCUGGUUCCUCAUCGUGCGUAUGUUCAGGGGCGUCUAG